UUAUAAGUAACUUUGUUUCCCGGCUACACCAACGCUUGAAAAUGGAGUGCAGUUUGAAUGAUUCUUGUAUUGACUUGGAGAAUUAUGAUACAUCGUCGAUAAUAAAACUGCAGGCUCAGUUUAGAGGUUAUCUUGUUCGGAAACAAAUGAAGACUUUGAGAGACACCUACUUGGGCCUUGUGAAGCAUAUUGAAUCAAACAAGACUCCAUCUGUCAUCUGGGAAAGAACCAGCCCUUCUUUUCCCAAAUUUAUUAAGCACAAGAAAUUGGUCAAUUUUGACCACACACAAAAUGCUUCAUCUCCAGAGAUCAACAGUAAUAAAGUUUUAAAUAGAGAGAGCCAGGGUGAAGUGACUGACAGAGUCAGCGAUAUUGAUACAAGAGUGAAGACAGUUGAAAUACAAACCAACGCUGAAGGUGAUUUGCUUCACCAACUACCUCAUGGCACUGACAUUUGUUGUUUACAUAAUGAAAUGUACAACCAUAGUACAGAUGGGACAUGUUCAAAAGUGAAUAACCAAAACAUAUCCCCCAUGGCUUGUCAGUCAGUAGAUCUACCAGUACAUGGAACAUCAUCUGAACAACCAGUGAAACUACACGCCAAGAAAACAGCACAAGUGGUGAUGGAUGGAGAGACUCCAAAUGCUGCAAGUGUUCCUCGCCAUCAAGACCACGACGGUGACAGUGACACCUCCUCCUUCACUGAGGUCACAUCGAUCUGGGAAAGUCAGCUGGACUCCAGAAUGAAACCAGAAAGGGAGGAAGUCAAAGACAUCAACUCUGCAUCCAUACUGGAGGUCAGGAAGAACAUUGCCAUGGAACUGCUCUGGGUACAGCAAGCCAUCAACAGCAGGAAAAAUGUGAGAUGACUAUAGAUUUAUCUGCGGUUGAAAUCACAAAUGGAAUAACUGAACAUGGGCAACAUGGAAGACAAAAGAUAGAAUAUGAAAUAUGUAUUAUAUAAAACCUUAAUAAACUAAUAUUACAAACAAA
Haliotis rubra (blacklip abalone) is the source of this 993-nucleotide messenger RNA. RefSeq lists its product as uncharacterized. The record is from RefSeq and is a predicted model, not a curated record. Gene Ontology annotation, molecular function: protein binding. NCBI's taxonomy places the organism in Eukaryota, Metazoa, Mollusca, Gastropoda, Lepetellida, Haliotidae. Bases 42 to 869 code for a protein of 275 amino acids. The transcript is spliced from 4 exons.